AUUCAGAAAUAUCUCAAAUUUGAAGAAAGAAAAAGUUCUACCAUCAUGGCUGCCACCCUCUUCCAAUCCGCCAAUGCCUCGGCAUUCAGCCUCUACGACAAUGCUUUCCUCAAAAUCACCGGGUCUUCGCCGACUCUCGAGGUGAUUGCAGAAAACAGUACAUAUCCAUUUGCCCAUGAAGCCAGCGUAUAUAUCCCAUCCACGGACGAGCUCUUCAUUUCCAGCAACAUCUUCACCGACCCAACCACUAACAAAUCCACAAUUGUGAUCACAAAGGUGAAUGUGACCGCGAACCCAGUGACAGCAGAGAUCAUCGACUCCACAAUCCCUUUGCCGAACGGCGGUGUUAAUAACGGCAACGGGAUCCUCUGGGCGGCUCAGGGCACUCUCAAUGAAACGGGUGGUCUAUUCCAAAUGUCCACCUCAGCUCCGUAUAAGUCCGAAUUUAUCGUGGGUGGUUUCUACGGACGCCAGUUUAACUCUUUGAACGACGUUGUCGUGGCUAAAGAUGGGGCUUUCUGGUUCACAGAUCCAAUCUAUGGCUCGCGACAGGGUAUUCGUCCUUCACCCAAGCUGCCUAAUCAGGUUUACCGAUAUGACCCUACGACAAAGGGCGUGCGUGUUGUUGCCGAUGGUAUUGGUCGGCCGAAUGGCAUUUCUUUCUCCCCUGAUCAGAGCAUUCUCUAUAUCACUGAUACCGCCGAGACCAAUGGCGAUGGAACCAAGGAUGUGCUCUUGUCUGCGACUAUCUAUGCUUUCGAUGUUUCGACUAUCAGUGGUCAGCCGUUUUUGACUAACCGGCGUGUCUUUGCUAUGCCAAGCGACGGAAUUCCUGAUGGUAUCAAGGUUGACCAGCAUGGCAAUGUGUAUGCUGGCUGUGGAGAUGGUGUCAAUGUUUGGUCUGCGGGCGGUGUCUUGUUGGGUAAGAUCCUUAUCACGAACGGCACCUCCAACUUCUCGUUUGGCCGUAAUGGUCAGAUGUUCAUUAUGAACGAGAACAAGAUCUAUCGUGCUCAGUUGAACCAUAGCAUCCAAGGUACUUUGACCGAGAACUAG
Molecule: messenger RNA, 1056 nt
Organism: Penicillium taxi
Lineage: Eukaryota; Fungi; Ascomycota; Eurotiomycetes; Eurotiales; Aspergillaceae
Product: SMP-30/gluconolactonase/LRE family protein
Exons: 2
Source: RefSeq, a predicted model, not a curated record